Messenger RNA from Cladophialophora psammophila CBS 110553, 1905 nucleotides. RefSeq lists its product as uncharacterized. The coding region runs from base 1 to 1905 and encodes 634 amino acids. The record is from RefSeq and is a predicted model, not a curated record. Lineage: Eukaryota; Fungi; Ascomycota; Eurotiomycetes; Chaetothyriales; Herpotrichiellaceae. The transcript is spliced from 2 exons. Gene Ontology annotation, molecular function: copper ion binding; oxidoreductase activity.
AUGGCUUUUCCCCGGCUCAUUGCCGUGCUCUCCUUCCUGUCCUUCGCUUUUCUCAGUGCCGCUGCCCCCUCAUCGAGAUCGAGGUCACUUAAUGCAAGAGCCGAUGACACCGUCCAUUUCGAGGUCACCCUCACAUGGGAAGAUUACUCACCCAUCGGAGGGACACCCAAAAAGAUGGUCCUCACCAAUGGCACUUUCCCAGGACCAGCUUUGAAGAUGAAAGUUGGCCAGUCAGUGGAAUUCCUCGUUCACAAUGAACUCCCCGACCCAACUACCGUUCAUUUCCACGGCAUUGUUCAACAAGGCACUCCAUGGUCAGAUGGCGUUCCAGGUCUUUCGCAACGAGCUAUUGCACCUGGCUCAUCGUACCUAUACAAAUGGACCGCCGAUGCCACCGGAGUCUACUUCUAUCACUCACACUCUCGCUCUCAGAUGAUGGAUGGACUAUACGGCGCCAUCAUCAUUUCCCCAGCAUCUGAAGAUGACAAACCAUUCUCGCUGAUCAACAACGAUCCAGCCUUCAUCAAAUUAAUGUCGGCAGCGGAUGAUGAGCUGCAGCCAGUCUUCAUCUCCGAUUACAACAGGUACACCUCUCAGGAGCUCCACGCGCAGGAAGCGAAUGCCAACAUCGACUUUGCUUGCUCCGAUGCAAUCAUCAUUAACGGUAUGGGCUCACAGUACUGCUUGAGCCGCGACGAGUUGACGGCCUACACCAAUCCCAAAGUCACGGCUUUGCUGGCUUCAGUUAGCCCUUCUCAAAUCACCGACAAAGGCUGCUUGCCACCCAAUCUGCCAGCUACUCAGGGCAACUUUACCUUCAACAUUGACACUCUUCCGUCGGAUGCUUAUUUCACUUGCAAUCCGUCAACUGGGCCCAUGGCUUCAUUUGACGUUGACCCUGCCAAGAGUUUUGCGGCCUUGACCUUCAUCAACCCGGGCGGAUACGAGCUGCUUAAGUUCACCAUCGACGGACACAAGAUGUGGGUGUAUGGUGUUGAUGGUGGCUACAUUACUCCAAAACUGGUGGAUCAAGUCAUCGUCAACAACGGCGACCGAUACUCGGUUCUGAUCGAGCUCAACCAGCCCCCUGCCCAGUACUCCAUCCGAGUGGCCAACAACGGUCUCAAUCAAGUUCUGAGCGGCUUCGCUGUUCUGAAUUACAAGGGUUCAGUUGGUCCCGCGUCCGAGGAUCCCAACGCGCUUGCCGCCAUGAACUUUGCUGGCGUUAAUUUGACCACCCUCGUGACUUUCAACGACAACCUCGCUGCUCCUUAUCCCCCUUCGGCGCCGGCUCCUACUGCGGAUGUUACGUACCAAAUGAACAUCAAGAAGCUCGGGCAACCAGCCGGUGCGUACCAAUGGACCCUUAGUGGUGUCAACGCCUUCGCCCCAGAGCUGGAAGAUCAGACUCCUCUUCUUUUUGAAGAUCCAGCCAACGUCCAAGCCAGCGAUCUCAUCCUCAAGACAAACAGUGGUCAAUGGGUCGACUUGAUUAUUAAAACACAGGGCCCCCUUGCCCAACCUCAUCCUCUGCAUAAACAUUCCAACAAGGCCUAUGUUCUGGGCAAGGGAAUUGGAAACUGGACGUGGAACACUGUUGCAGAAGCGGCCGCUGCAUUGCCAGCCGGCACAUUCAACUUCGCAAACCCACCUCUUCGCGACGGCUACACGACCACCCCUAAUGAGGUCAACAGCACCUGGAUGGCGCUCCGUUAUCAAGUUACCAACCCCGGCGCGUUCCUUUUCCAUUGCCACGUCCAAACACACGUGGCUGGCGGUAUGGCUAUUGCUAUGCUCGAUGGCGUUGACGAUUGGCCAAAGGUGCCCACCGAAUAUGCUGAAGGCAACGGCAUCAUCUAUAGCAAGCUCAAGAAGAAGGGCAAACUGCAUGCCAAAUCAGCAUGA